Messenger RNA from Ceutorhynchus assimilis (cabbage seed weevil), 651 nucleotides. Lineage: Eukaryota; Metazoa; Arthropoda; Insecta; Coleoptera; Curculionidae. The record is from the annotation of a GenBank genome assembly.
AUGGGUAAAUGUGCUGUAUGUGGUCAUUAUCCGAAUAGGGAUUUGAAACGUUCGAUUCAUGGAUGGCCUCAAGAUGAGGAUAUUAAGAAAGAGUGGUUAAACCAUUUGGGCAUGAAAGCAGCUGAAAUGACAGUUACACCAGAAUCUCGUAUCUGUUCAGAUCAUUUUGAUGAAGGUGCAUUCCUCCUAAAAAAAUAUUUGAGAGACGAUGCAGUUCCCAAGAGGUAUGAAAAAAUUGUUUUGGAGACGAGUACCCAGAGGGAGGAAUUCCUUUCAAGGAGUCCAUCUUCUACCCUAACUGCAGCAUCUCCGAAAUCGUCUUGCUCUACUGUGACAGUAUCAGAAGAGUCAGUUUUCCAUUCCAGUUUCAAUGUUUCGUUGGAAUCUCAACCAUCAACUUCAUCUGCAAGAAUCGCACCAGAAGUGGCCUUUUCUAGUUCUUCCGAAAAUCUUCCACUCAAUCCUCCAUCAAAAAAAAGGGCAAAAAGGCGUCUUAUGGAUCGUGUCACUAAUUUAGGUUCCCUAUUAACUCAUCUACAGGACAACAAAUAUUUGUCUGAUAGAGCUCAAGAGAUACUUAAGGAAAUUGUUCCCACACAUGCGAAAACAUUAUUCAACCGUAUGCUAAAAGGAUCUUCAAGGCAAAAAUAA